Penicillium malachiteum is the source of this 1689-nucleotide messenger RNA. RefSeq names its product ferric reductase family protein. NCBI's taxonomy places the organism in Eukaryota, Fungi, Ascomycota, Eurotiomycetes, Eurotiales, Aspergillaceae. Gene Ontology annotation, cellular component: plasma membrane. The transcript has 2 exons. The record is from RefSeq and is a predicted model, not a curated record. Gene Ontology annotation, molecular function: ferric-chelate reductase activity. Gene Ontology annotation, biological process: iron ion transport; copper ion import; intracellular iron ion homeostasis. The coding region runs from base 1 to 1689 and encodes 562 amino acids.
AUGACCUGGCCGUGGCUUUUUGUCUACCUAGACUCUAGUCAAAAGCAGAGCAGGCGCGAAGUCCUCGCUCAAUUUGCGUUUAUCUCGCAGGUAUCUAUAUUAAUCCCGAUCGCGAUUUAUCAAUUGUAUCGAAUUGCCGCAUGGAUCUUAAGCAAGAGGAUAAAUUGCGACGUGGCAUAUACUGCCCUUGAGGGAUCUUCAGCUACGAAAUCAGUCGUCCGUUCAAGUGGCAUUGCCAGGCGGUGGAGAUCAGUUCAAUGGUGGUUAAAUGGUGAAAUCGCGUCAGGCUGGGGGUUGAGAAAGCGCUGGAUUGCUGCAAUUCUCUGGUUCUCGUGGCUAUUAUUUCUCUCCAUUUUCAAAACUGGCAAUGACUACUUUCAUCUCACCAAGCGCUUUGGCAGUGUUGCUGCGGCUCAGUUGCCCUUUCAUUACUUGCUUUCUUUGCGUACUCGAUUUUCGCCUUUGAUCAUACUUUUCGGAACAUCGCAUGAAGAGUUAAUCAAGUGGCAUCGGGUUUCAGGGAACAUCAUCAUGAUCUUACUCCUAAUUCACGGGUCGUUGUAUCUCAACUACUAUAUUCUAUCAAGCAGUUUGAUCGAGCAUUUACAACGUCUUUCAACCAUUACGGGAUUGAUCGCUGUCACACUCGGUGCCAUCCUCACAGGAACAAGUCUCGAUAGAAUCCGGGAACUGAGUUAUCGAGUUUUCUUCCUCUGCCAUCUCGCCAUCGGGAUGGGCCUCCUGCCCAUACUAUUCCUUCAUGCAAGACCACUCCAAUGGUUUACAACCGAGUCGCUGGCUUUAUUCAUUCUGGAUCGUGUUCUCCGACGAUUCGACAGGGUCACCGGACCUGUGACCGUUUCUCAAAUCUCGCAUACGGAUAUACUAAAGAUCGAAAUCCCCAUUAAACCAUCCAAGAUGAAGCGGUUCCAAAACAAGCCCGCUCAACACGUCUAUGUGUCUCUUCCCUCGAAUAAAAAAUCUAAUUUCAGCAAACGACUUCUCUCGAACCCAUUUACCGUCGCUAGCGUCUCAUCAAAUCAUAUCACGCUAGUCCUUCGAGCUAGAGAGGGCCCAACAACACAAAGUCUAUGGGCGCAUGCUCGCCAUUUCCACAGUAAACCUGUUAUCAGCGUUGAAGGUCCAUACGGAAGACCAGUUAAUAUCCGAGAUCUGUCAAGAUUUGAUCAUAUCCUCCUUGUCGCGGGUGGUAUUGGCGCUACAUUUACUUGGCCUAUAUACUGGGCUCUGCAGGAACAGAUAGAAGCCGAAGGACAAGACCUCGAGAAACUCAAGUUCAUAUGGGCAGUGAGGUCCACGGCGGAAGCGAGUUGGGUCACUGAUUCGGAAGAAGAGGUCUUUGCAGAGGAGUCGAAUAUCCAUAUCUAUGUGACGAGACACCAAAAUAUGGAACAGUCCUUUGAGCAGGACCUUGAACUUUCCGAUGAGGGUAUUGAGAUGGAUGAUAGACUAGCAAGUCCGAGAUCGAUUGGUGGUAUUACGCCACUUAUUGGGAGGCCUUAUUUGAAGGAUAUUGUCAAUCAGACUUUUGAUAUCCACGCUGACGAACGGGUUGCGGUGUUGUUUUGUGGACCUAAGGGUAUGGGUCAGGAAUUGAGGGGUCAUGUCGAUAGGUGGGCUGUUGGAGGACGUGAUAUCUUUUGGCAUGAAGAGCGCUUUGGAAUGUAA